Molecule: messenger RNA, 1527 nt
Organism: Hyphopichia burtonii NRRL Y-1933
Lineage: Eukaryota; Fungi; Ascomycota; Pichiomycetes; Serinales; Debaryomycetaceae
Gene: AUR1
Product: inositol phosphorylceramide synthase
Exons: 2
Coding region: 1-1527 (508 amino acids)
Biological process (GO): inositol phosphoceramide metabolic process; sphingolipid biosynthetic process
Cellular component (GO): inositol phosphoceramide synthase complex
Molecular function (GO): inositol phosphoceramide synthase activity
Source: RefSeq, a predicted model, not a curated record
AUGGUUUCUUCAACCAUUCUUAGAUCUCGUUUGGUCCAAAAACCGUAUCAGCUAUUUCAUUACUAUUUUCUUCUGGAAAAACAAUAUGGUUCAACCCUAAGUGAUUUAUCUUUUGAAACUGAUAUUAAGAUAUCAAUCAACAAAUUCAAAAAUAGAAAUUGGUCAGUUUUAGAGAUAAUCCAUUACUCCUUUUUAAGUUCAAUUAUUUUCUUUGUAUUUUUAAUCUUCCCAGCACCUUUCCUUAUUAAAUUUUUCAUUUUGAGUGUUUUCAUAUCCUGUUUUUUAAUUCCAUUAACUUCUCAAUUUUUCGUUCAUGCUUUACCUAUUUUCACUUGGUUAGCCCUUUUCUUUAGUGCCGGGAAAAUUCCAAAUACUUGGAAACCUGCUAUUAGUGUUAAAUUUUUACCAGCAAUGGAAACUAUUCUUUAUGGGGAUAAUUUAUCAAAUGUUUUAGCUGAAACUAAUACUUCGUUUUUAGAUAUUUUAGCUUGGUUACCGUACGGUAUUAUUCAUUUUAGUUCUCCAUUUUUUGUGGCUGCUUUUAUCUUUAUUUUUAGUCCUCCAACGGCUUUGAGAUCUUUUGGUUUUGCCUUUGGUUAUAUGAAUUUAACUGGGUUAUUAACUCAAAUCUUAUUCCCUGCGGCUCCUCCUUGGUAUAAAAAUUUACAUGGCUUAGAACCAGCUGAUUAUUCAAUGAGUGGUAGUCCUGGUGGUUUAGGUAGAAUUGAUGCUUUAUUAGGAGUCGAUAUGUAUACUACUGCUUUUUCGAAUUCUCCAGUGGUUUUUGGUGCUUUCCCUUCUUUACAUUCAGGUUGUGCAGUUAUGGAUGUUUUGUUUUUAUGUUGGUUAUUCCCAAAAUAUAAAUUUGUUUGGUGGAGUUAUGCAACUUGGUUAUGGUGGAGUACUAUGUAUUUAACUCAUCAUUAUUUUAUUGAUUUAAUUGGGGGUGCAGUUUUAUCUUAUGUGGUUUUCAGUUAUACUAAGUAUAGACAUUUACCAAUUAUUGAUCAUAAUAAAUUUUGUCGUUGGUCUUAUACAAUGGUUCAUAAUAUCGAUAUUUGGAAAUCAGAUCCCUUAAAUUCUUAUACUUCAAUUAAUGUUAUUAGUAAUGAUUUAGAAAAUUUAUCAAGUUUCCCAUUAACUAACUAUAAUCCUCCUCCUUCGCAGGAUGAUUCCCCUUAUAAUGGUAUUUCAAGAUCAAGACAAGCUUCUCGUUCAAAUAUAAAUAAUUCUUCGAAUUCUUUAGGUAUUCAAGAUAAUAAUUCGUUGGAUCCUUCAAUUUAUAGAAGUAGUGCUAAAUCUACUUCUUCUUUAAAAACUGAAACUGAUAAUAGUACUACUAAUUCAAUGUUUGAAAAUGAUCAUGAUCAUGAUGAAGAAAACAAUCAGAUUAGCUCAACCGCUUCUUCAACUUCUUUAGAUGAUUUAGAAAAUCAAACUGCUCAAACAAAUAUGAUUAUAAAUAGUAUGGGAUCUAAAAAUAACAAUAAUAAUAAUAAUAAAAAAAAUACUAACAAAAAUCGAUAA